Fomitiporia mediterranea MF3/22 is the source of this 2043-nucleotide messenger RNA. Its product is annotated as ammonium transporter. The record is from RefSeq and is a predicted model, not a curated record. The transcript has 8 exons. Gene Ontology annotation, cellular component: plasma membrane. Gene Ontology annotation, biological process: ammonium transmembrane transport. Bases 262 to 1794 code for a protein of 510 amino acids. Lineage: Eukaryota; Fungi; Basidiomycota; Agaricomycetes; Hymenochaetales; Hymenochaetaceae. Gene Ontology annotation, molecular function: ammonium channel activity.
GGAGCGCAGAAUAUCGAAUCAUGAUAUGCUAUCCAUCAAGCAGUCGCAUCCAGUAGAAUGAGGAUAAGAGAAAGCGGGAGGUGGAUGUGCUUUCUCUUCCGUAUUUCGUGUCAGAUACGGGAAAAUGAGACAGAAGCUUAUCGGCCCAAUGAAAGCCAGUCCUAGACCCCACAAGUGGGUUAAAAUACUUUGUGUAUCGGCUGCUUACCGCCGCACUUCAGAGUGAAUCCGACAGUCAUCUCUUCCUCUUCAACCUCAUUAAUGGCGGCGAGCAGCACAGAACGGAUAGCGAAACGCGCGGUCAGCCAGUUCGAUGGCGCUGAUGUCGCCUUCAUUAUCAUUGCUGGAGUAUUUGUCUUCCUUAUGGUUCCCGGUCUGGCGUUCCUGUAUUCCGGGCUAGCGCGAAGGAAGUCUGCGUUGUCCAUGAUUUGGGCUGUUUCUGCAAGCAAUGCAGUUGUUAUAUUCCAGUGGUAUUUCUGGGGCUACUCUCUGGCGUUUUCCCCGAGCGCCACGAACGGAUUCAUUGGAAACCUUAAUAGAUUUGGCCUUCGACAUACUCUCGGCGAUCCGAGUCCCGGUUCUCCGCUCAUUCCAGACAUUCUUUAUGCCUUCUAUCAAAUGGAGUUUGCCGCAGUAACUUGCGGGAUCUUGAUGGGUGCCUUGGCUGAGAGAGCUCGUGUCUUGCCAGCUAUGGUGUUCGUAUUUCUUUGGAUGACUCUUGUGUAUUGUCCGUUAGCAUGUUGGCCUUGGAACAUAAAUGGCUGGGGUUUCAAAUGGGGCGUUCUCGAUUAUGCUGGAGGCGGACCAGUUGAAAUCGGAUCCGGUGUCGGUGGUCUCGCAUUUUCUUGGGUUAUUGGCCGUAGAAAGGAGAAGGAGCUUCUCAACUUUCGCCCGCAUAAUGUAUCCCUUGUUGCAUUGGGAACCUUCCAGUUGUGGAUUGGUUGGCUAUGUUUCAACGGCGGAUCAGCUUUUGGAGCGAAUCUGCGCGCGAUAAUAGCCAUCUGGAACUCGAUGAUCGCUGCAGCGUUUGGCGGGAUUGUAUGGUGUCUUCUGGACUGGAGAAUAGAGCGUAAAUUUACGAUGGUCGGUUUCUGCUCUGGGACGAUCGCGGGGCUCGUCGCAGCUACCCCUGCCAGUGGAUUCAUUGAGCCAUGGGCAUCAUUGAUCAUGGGCAUAGUUGCUGGAGCGGCUUGCAACUUUGCAACUAAGUUGAAGUUCCUCAUGCGUAUUGAUGAUGCUCUUGAUUUAUUCGCUGAGCACGCCGUAGGUGGGAUCAUUGGCCUUUUAUUUAACGCGUUCUUCGCAAAGAAUUCUAUCAUCGCCCUUGAUGGUGUGAACACAUCUAUUCGUGGAGGCUGGUUGGAUCACAAUUGGAAGCAACUCUACAUACAAUUCGCCUAUAUUUGCGCUGCUUGUGGUUACACGUUCGUCGUGACGGCCCUGCUGGCGAAGGCAGUGGACAUCAUACCCGGCCUACAUCUGCGCGCUUCGGACGAGGCGGAGCAUAUGGGCAUGGACGACGAUCAGAUUGGCGAAUUCGCGAGCGACUAUAUUGAAGUCCGCCGAGACUUUGAUGAUUGGACCCCUCCCGCAGGUGUAGAAAAGACUUGGGGCUUGCGCUCGCGAGUCGGCACAGACUCGGACUCAUCAGUGCCACAGACCGUUCACGUCGCUGCUGGAGACCGACACGGAUAUACCGAAACGGGCGAACACCAGAAACGAACGGUUCGCAAUGGUAAUGCCACCACGCCGAAUGGGCCAACGACUCUUGAGACAAUAUCGGAAAAAGUAUAACGAAGGUCACGAAAAAAAGGGAAAUUUUCUGCUUUCCUUGGCUCCGCAUUGCAGCCUUUCAAAAUAUAUCCCGAAUAUUCGGCACGUCAUCUAACGACAAAUUGGAUCUACCAUCUACAAUGCACGUCACAAAAUUAUAUUGGAGCAGCAUCGCACACGUUUUUACGAAGACUCAUUAUCAUUUUGGUACCCUUACCAUUUCGUGAAUGUAUUUUCCCGCUCUACAAUGCUAAAAAUUUGAUAUUGCCC